Penaeus monodon (black tiger shrimp) is the source of this 680-nucleotide messenger RNA. Its product is annotated as very-long-chain (3R)-3-hydroxyacyl-CoA dehydratase hpo-8-like. Gene Ontology annotation, cellular component: endoplasmic reticulum membrane. Gene Ontology annotation, molecular function: 3-hydroxyacyl-CoA dehydratase activity. Gene Ontology annotation, biological process: fatty acid elongation; very long-chain fatty acid biosynthetic process; sphingolipid biosynthetic process. The transcript has 6 exons. The record is from RefSeq and is a predicted model, not a curated record. Bases 1 to 660 code for a protein of 219 amino acids. NCBI's taxonomy places the organism in Eukaryota, Metazoa, Arthropoda, Malacostraca, Decapoda, Penaeidae.
AUGAACCCGAGUGAAAUCGUGUUCAGAAGCCAAGCCAAGAGGAGCGGCACCGAGCGCCGGGGUCCCUGCCAGGGGGACGUCGGCGACCCGCAGCUAGCAGACGAUGCCCUUCCUGCAGGCGCGCGGGGACGUCGGCGCUCCUACUUCAGCUCCUGUAGUCGUGCUCCAACGCCUUGCUCGUCCUCGGGAUCCCCACGCCUGAGUCCAGGUCGUCCUCAGCUUAUGCCUCCGAAGCCCAAGGCCGACGACCCAAGCUCCUUGGGGAACCUGUACCUCAUUUUUUACAACGUGUUCCUCACUCUGGGGUGGUUGAUCGUCUUGAUUCAGACCGUCCACCAUCUAGUUCACGAGCAAGGCAAUAUUACUGGACUAUGGGAAAACACCAGUUCCGUGCUCCUGAUUUUCCAAACGCUGGCGGUCUUAGAGAUCAUGCACUCGGCUGUCGGUCUUGUGUCCUCCAGCGUAAUGAUGGUCCUACCACAGGUGUUCUCUCGUUUGAUGGUGACUUGGGCCAUCCUCUACUCUUUUGAAGACUCGCGCACCAGCAUAGGAUUUCCAAUGCUUUUGAUUGCCUGGAGUGUGACCGAAGUGAUUCGCUAUUCUUUCUACUUUUUGAACAUCCUCAAACAAGUGCCCUUCCUUCUCACCUUCCUCAGGUAAGGUUCAAGAAAGAUGAUUAG